Messenger RNA from Tetrahymena thermophila SB210, 2967 nucleotides. RefSeq lists its product as hypothetical. The transcript has a single exon. NCBI's taxonomy places the organism in Eukaryota, Ciliophora, Oligohymenophorea, Hymenostomatida, Tetrahymenidae. The record is from RefSeq and is a predicted model, not a curated record.
AAAGAACAAAAAAAUUUAAUAAAAAAACUAAUUAAAAAAAAUAAACAACAAUCAAAAAGGUAAACACUCUUUAGCACUCCAAAAAUAAUAUUAACAACAAAUAAGAGAAAUUUAUUUCUUUUCGGACCUUAAGCACUUUUCUUGUUUCAGAAAUCCCAACUAAGCUCAACAAUGAUCUAAACUUCUUUAUUGAAGUAAUAUUUUUCAUAAGGAGGAGGCUAUAUUAACUUUGAAGAGAGAUCUUCUACCUGCCUAAAAAACAAUCUUUAAGUUUAAAUUUUCAAUAACUAGGAUUUGAAAUCAUCCUAAGAAAAAAUGCCUGCUUAGACAUAGAAUACUUGCUAUUUUAAUUAAACAGAUAGUAAAAAGAAGCAAAGAAAACCAUUAGUUUAUAAAAGCAAUAACUUUUUUUAAGAACAAAGCGAAUCAAAUGUUAGUUCUACUUGCUAACAAAUUGAUAUAAAAAAAGCAGAUAUAAAUGAAUAAAUAAUAAAUUCAAAUAAAAAUUUAAGUGAGGCAAAUCAAAAAUAAGGCGAAAGACAGACAACAUCGCUAUAAACUCAAGAAUGUAAUUCCUUUGAUAAUUCAAAUCAAAAUAUUUCAUUGCUUUAGAAAAUAAAAAAUUAAAUCUAACAAGAGUUAAACGUAAUUUUAUAGUUUUAAUGCAUCUAAUAAUUGCAAAACUUUACCAAUAGUUUAGGCAUGAAAUUAAAUUUCUAAUAAAAGCAUAUUAAUAUGUGCUGCUUAAAUUUUCUAUCAUUAUGUGUUUCUUAAAAGAUUUUCUAAGACAUCUUAAAUAAUAAUAAAAACAUCCACUAGAAAAAAUGUUAAAUGAGAUACAGGAAGUAUAAAUAUUAAAAAAAAUAAGAUUAAGAAUAUGAAAUAAAAGAAGUUUAAGAAGCUCCUUAUACAGUUCAUUUAAAUGACAUACCUUAAGAUUUAGGUGAUUGGAAUAGCUUUGAAAUAAAAAAAUUAGACGAGACUGAUUCAUUCAAUGAAGAAGACUCUUCAAGAGAUGAAAAUGACUCUUAAUACAUCGAACAAAACUUUCCCUUAUUACAAGUUGAGUAAAAUCUAAAAACUAAAGAUGAACAGAUAUAAACAUGCUCUGAUUAAAUUAAUACAAAAAGUGAAGAUACUAUCGAAAAUCAUUCUCAAAAAGAAGGGAGAGUAAAUAGUCAAUAAUAAUAAAAAUGUUCCUCUUCUUCUUUUUCUUCGAUUGAAAUAGCAAAAAUAGAUGAAAACAGUAGAUAAUCUGAAUUUCAUUCUUUAAGUGGUGAGAAAGAAAAAUUAUGCUUCGACAAACAAAUGUCAAACAAUUUUUAGCUUAAAAACGAAUAAACAAAUAUUCAAAUAAAAUAAUUUAAACUUGAUGAAGUAAAUGAUUAAAAACCAAUAAGCAUUUCUGAUUUAUGUCUUAAUAAUGUCCAACCAUUAAAUAUACUUUACAAAAAAAAUGCUCUUCUCGAAAAAAUUUAAAAGAUUUAAAAAGAACAAAAACUAAGAUAAAAUUUGAACAAAUAAAUUGAUAUUCUAAAUUAUUAGGAAACUAAUGAAGAAUCUGAUAAGAUUUGUGAUAUAACUAUAUCUAAAGGAGAUGAUAAAAAACUAUUUUAAAAUUAAUGGGAAGAGGAUGAUUUAUCACUGUAAGAAAUUAAUAGUAAUUAAAUACAGAAUUAGUAAACCAAUAACAAGGAAGAAAGCAAGUUACCUUCAAAAAGUGAAUUUGGUUCAUUUCAAUUUUAAAACUCUUAAAGCAUGGUGCAAGAAAAACUAUCUAACAUCGAAAAUAAUAAAAAACUUACUUUUUAAAAAUUCUAAUAACAGAGAUAAUACCUAAAAAUGUAAUUAAGAGCCAUCGAAGGAAUCAAAGAUUUAAAGCUUGGUUGCAAAGUAUAUAAUGAUAACAUUUAUAUUUACGAAAAAGAAGAACCUCCUUUUUUGAGAGGCUUUAACAUUUUUUAAUGUUGUAACAUAAAUAAGAUAGUUGAUUGGUGUUAGAAUGAAUCUGAAUUUUAAGAUAAAUUCUAAUCAAAGAUAAUAGUUGAUGUUUAAAUUUAAGAUUAAUUUAAAGGUUUUUUCAAUUAGAUUUUGCUUAGACCUGAUGGCUAUUUCAAACAAGGAAAUCUUUAAUUGAUAUCUAAAUUUACAAGGAGACCUUCUUUUAUUUCGAAUGAUCCACAAAAUAGUACCCUCAUAUCACAAAAAGAAACCUGUAAAGCUAUGGAGUUUACUUUAAUUAAUCUAAAACUUGUUAAUCCUAGGGAAUUUUAUGAAGAAAUUAAUUAGUGCAAUAAAUAUCUUUAAGAUAAAACAUUUGAUUUUGAAUUUAUAGAAAUUGAAUAUUUAUAAAGAAAGUGCCAAGAAUCUCUUAAUUAUGAGUUUAAAUUAAUCUUCGAAAAAUAAAAAAUGGUGAAAUAAUUAAUAGGAGCCUUAAACUCUUUAGCUUAAAAAACUAAUUUCAUUUUUGGUAUUUCUGAUAUCGAUAAAUAAAGAAACUAAGAAAUUUACUAUGAGCAUCUCCUUAACAGCCAAUUCAAUAAAAAAAAUAUUUGUAAUACACUUGAUAAAUUCAUCAAUUAGACUCUAGAAAUUAUAAAUUAAAACUUGUCAGUACCUGGUGAUGAUGCUUAAAUAAAGGCUUGGAAAAAAUAAAACGAGAUUAGGAUUGAAAUCAAUGAGGAAGUUCUAGUUAUCGAAUUCCAAAUAUUAAAAAUAUCAGAUAAACUUUAUCCUAUAAAGAUGAUAGUUCCUUCUUCUUCUAAUUUAUUUAUGGUCAAAAAUGAAAAAUGUAAAUUGCCUAACCACCAAGGAAAUUAUACUUACGUAAGGUAAAAUGCAUCGGUUAAUAUUUUGCUAGAAAACUAAAAACCUAAUCUCUAAAUAAAAUUACAAGAAGAAGAUCUACAAGAAAUCAGUCAAUUCUAUGAAUUUAAAAAAGAAUUUCUUUCCAAAAUAAAGAAAUGA